AUGGCUAUCUUUUUCUGGUCUUCGUCAACUCAAGGUGUUCAAAAUUCAUGCUUCAUUCUCUUAGUCUGUUCUUCUUUACUCUUCUUGCCCUUGUCUAAAUCAGUCUACUUCGAGUUCACUGAGUUUCCUGACGACCAAACUAGUGUACUAUGUUCAGGUGAUGCCAAAACUUCUCGUGGAAACAUCCAGUUCAACAAAGUCAAUAAUAGCCUCUAUCGUGUUGGCCAUGUGAAAUACCCAAAUGCAGUCCAGAUAUGGGACAGCAAAUCCGAGAAGCUCACAGAUUUCAUCACUCACUUCACUUUCAUCAUUGAGACACAACCUCCAAAAGAUUCUGGCCAUGGGUUCACUUUCUUUCUUGCCCCAGUUGGCUUCGAAAUCCCACCUAACUCAGGUGCUGGCUAUUUAGGCCUGUUCAACUCAAGUUACCCUAACUCCUCGUUAAACAAAAUACUUUUCGUUGAGUUUGAUUCCUACCCAGACAGAUGGGAUCCUCCAUUCGAACAUGUGGGUAUCAACAAGAACUGGCUUGGUUCUGUUGCUUUCAGUCCUUGGAAUUCCAGUUUGCACAGCGGGGAUCCUGCUGAUGCUUGGGUUUCUCACAAUGCUACCACACAGAUGCUGAGUCUCUCUUGGCGCAAUGGGAAGUUCAUAUCAACCUUGAAUACGAGUCUUUUCAUAUCAAGUUGA
Messenger RNA from Lactuca virosa, 690 nucleotides. The record is from the annotation of a GenBank genome assembly. NCBI's taxonomy places the organism in Eukaryota, Viridiplantae, Streptophyta, Magnoliopsida, Asterales, Asteraceae.